AUGCCUUCGCAAGCGCCCUCGAGGCGUCAUCCAUUUCGGCUCGGGGGCAUAGUAGACAGGACGAAAGACUUUGAACAUGUGCCUGAUCUCGAAGACCGUCGUAACCAGGUCUACGAAAUUAUAAAUGAAGCCUCCUUCCAGAAAUACGUUGUGUUCGUUGCAGCAGCAGGCUUCAUCACCGACGCUUACGACAUCUUUGCCGUCAACACAGUCCUUCCUAUGGUGUCCUUGGUCUACUGGGAUUCAGAAUUUAUGCCCAAAGGCACUUAUACCGCCAUGCUUUGCGCGACUCUGGCAGGAAGCAUGAUUGGACAAGUCAUCUUCGGAGUUCUGGGUGAUCUCUUCGGCCGCAAGAAGAUGUACGGGCUGCUCCUUGUGAUAGUUUUAUGGGCGACCUUGGGCCUCGCCGCUUCAGCAGACGGAUCAUACCAGAGCAUGAGCAUCGCCGCGUGGAUGUUCAUCUGGCGUUUUCUCAUGGGUAUCGGCAUUGGGGGAGACUAUCCUCUCAGUGCUGCCAUCACCAGCGAAUUCGCACCGCAAAAACAUCGUUCUUCGAUGUUGGCAACGCUGUUCUUCAUGCAACCUCUUGGUCAAUUCGUGGCUACCCUCGUGGCUUUGGUUGUGACCUAUCUCUUUCGGCACCAGAUGAAGAGUGUGCAAAAAUGCCAGACCUUGGACGUGGAAUGCUACAGAGCUGUUGAUCGGACUUGGAGGAUUAUUGUUGGAAUUGGAGGUAUACCUGCUCUGGUAGCAAUGGUAAUUCGGCUGCAGAUACCCGAAAGCCCUCGGUAUACGCUGGACGUGCUUUUGGAAGGGGAGAAGGCCCUUAAGGACACGGAAGGCUAUUUCUUCGUCCCCGUGUCCACAACUGUGUCCCAAGAAGAGCAUGAAUGGGGCUCAGAUGAUGGUCUUGCACAUUCCACUCAACUCUCUUCCGAACCUAAACCACUCACAACUAGUAUGCAACAGACAAACGGCGACGUAGAUUCAAAUGAGAUAACGAUUACUCGUACAAACAUGGAUUCAAGACACCGAAGUGUCUCACCGAUCCCUAGAAGUCCACAGAUUCCCCGUAGGCCGACUCAAAUUCACUACCAUGAAACCACUUACAAUCCACCGCCAGUUAGAUCCAUUCGCGGUAACUUUCAGUCCGGAGCACCCCCGUUCACAAUGAAGGAAUGGUGGUCUGGGUUCAAGAAAUACAUGUUCAAAGAGGGCAAUUGGAUUCAUCUCGCUGGUACUAUGACUUCAUGGUUCCUCCUGGAUGUAUCUUUCUACGGCCUCGGAAUGAGCUCACCCAAGGUGAUCCAAAAACUCUGGGAUGGCUUGAACGCCGAUAGCCCGAAUACGCGUACUGUCUUCGAGCUACUCUACGAAAAUUCAUGGCACUCGUCCAUCGUCGUAUCCCUCGGGGCGCUUCUGGGCGGCAUCGCAAUGAUCUACGUAAUCCAACACAGCAGACCCGUAAUAGUGCAAAGUCUGUUCUUCGCUGUCCUAGGGAUCAUCCUCUUUGUGGCUGGCGGUACCUUCAAGCCGUUCCUCAGCUCCGCGAGUUCAGGGGAUCAUUGGGCCCUUGUCAUCUUCUACUUCUUUUGCAACUUCUUCUUCAAUCUUGGCGCCAAUGCUACCACGUUCAUUAUACCAGCGGAGCAAUUUCCAACGCGGUACCGCUGCACAUGCCACGGUCUCUCAGCCGCGAGCGGAAAGUUUGGAUCAGUCGUCGUGCAGCUAGCGGUCGGACUUUCCGGUGCCACGAACCUCGGUACCACAUCACUAGGGAAUUGGCUCUUAGGGUACGCUCCUCUGAAAAUGGGCCGUGACCCUUCCUACGAGAGUACUGAUCGUCGAAAACAGGUAGCCGUGCCCGAUUCUCGAGACGCCAAAGGACAGAGCAUGUCGUUGGAGGAUCUUGCCAAGGGCGUUGAAUGUACCAAGGAAUUGAGCCCGCAGAGGUGGAAUCGCUGGCAUACGCGUCUUGGGCGUGAUGAAGGUGCUGAGCCGUGA
Molecule: messenger RNA, 2004 nt
Organism: Letharia lupina
Lineage: Eukaryota; Fungi; Ascomycota; Lecanoromycetes; Lecanorales; Parmeliaceae
Exons: 6
Coding region: 1-2004 (667 amino acids)
Biological process (GO): transmembrane transport
Cellular component (GO): membrane
Molecular function (GO): transmembrane transporter activity
Source: RefSeq, a predicted model, not a curated record